AGGAAAAUAAUUUGCGGGGAGAAAGAUCUUGGCGCCGAUUUUACGAAGACUGUGUCGGGUCGUAAUCCAACGCUUUCUUUUCGGAGUCUCCGGCAACUGAUUUUCGUCGAGGAAGAGUCGAUACUCCUUCCGUCGCUCUCAAUUUCCCGCUGAUGCAGUCACUUCUCAAAGCUCGCCGCUCAUUUUGCUCACUGAAUCAUCUUCGUCGCUCAUCAACUUUCAUUUUGGAAGACGCAAAACCGGAAACUGCCAUUGAAAGAAGCUCUACGUUCAUCCAUCCAACCGCUGUCGUACAUCCGAAUGCUGUAAUUGGCGAGGAUGGGUAUAUUGGUCCAUUCUGUACUGUGGGAGCCUUUGCAAAGCUUGGAAAUGGUUGUCAAUUACAUCCUGGAAGCCACAUUUUUGGCUGUACAGAACUAGGGGAUCGAUGUGUCUUGAUGACUGGCGCAAUAGUUGGUGAGGACCUUCCUGGUCGUACGGUCAUUGGGUGUAAUAACAAAAUAGGUCACCAUGCAGUGGUUGGCAUUAGAUGCCAAGACAUGAAAUACAAGCCAGGGGAUGAAUGCUUCCUUGAUAUUGGAGAUAACAAUGACAUAAGAGAACAUUCAUCAAUCCACCGAUCUUCGAAGUCGAGUGAUGUGACGGCUAUUGGUGACAACAAUCUCAUAAUGGGAUCCUGUCAUAUUGCUCAUGAUUGCAAGAUCGGGAACAACAAUAUUUUUGCAAAUAAUACUCUUCUAGCCGGCCAUGUUGUGGUGGAGGACUACGUUCACACAGCAGGCGCCACUGCAGUUCAUCAAUUCUGCCAUGUUGGUUCUUUCUCAUUUGUUGCUGCGGGUUCGAUGGUUUCCCAAGAUGUACCUAAAUAUAUGAUGGUGGCGGGAGAAAGACCAGAACUUCGUGGUUUGAAUCUAGAGGGACUUCGGCGCAAUGGAUUCACGGUGGAAGAGAUCAAUGGCUUGAGAUCUGCUUACAGGAAGGUAUUCAUGCCUACUGAUACAAAGUUUAAAGGGUUGGAAGAACGUCUCGAAGAAGUGGAACAGAAUGAAAAAUUGGCUCACAUACCUUCAGUGCAUUCCAUGAUUCGGUCUAUUCGUGCCUCGUUUCAACAAAAUCGUAGGGGCAUAUGCAAAUUCAGACUAUGGAAUGGCAUUUAAGAUGCUUUAGAGCUUACUUCUGAACCCAGAAAGAAGAAGAAAGAAACUUGCACUUGUGGUUGCGGAUGUUAGUUCUCUCUUCUGGCGUUCCAGCCAUUUGCACACUUUUUGCUCAAUAGUUGCUGCACAUUUACUGUCGACUCCGCGAGAUACUGUUAAUUAGUGGGUUAUCAAGAGCCUUGUGACAUUUGUGUGAUCUUUACUUCUUUUACCAUUCUGAUAGAACUCAUUACAUUGAAUCAAGCGUAUAAUGGUUUGCCCAACAACAAUUUAAGGAUUGCUCAUGUUUCCCUUACCCUCUCUUUGGGCCUUUUAAGGAUUGCUCAUGUUUCCCCUACCCUCUCUUUGGGCCUCUUUGGACAUGUUUGAGAAUAAUUUUGGAAUGACAGAAAUCACUUUUGAGAGGUUUACUAAAA
This is a messenger RNA of Cucurbita pepo subsp. pepo (vegetable marrow), 1573 nucleotides long. RefSeq names its product bacterial transferase hexapeptide repeat-containing protein (gene LPXA). Gene Ontology annotation, molecular function: acyl-[acyl-carrier-protein]-UDP-N-acetylglucosamine O-acyltransferase activity. NCBI's taxonomy places the organism in Eukaryota, Viridiplantae, Streptophyta, Magnoliopsida, Cucurbitales, Cucurbitaceae. The record is from RefSeq and is a predicted model, not a curated record. Gene Ontology annotation, biological process: lipid biosynthetic process.